AUGGAUCCUUCUGAAGAGAGUUACCGGGCCACUGCAAAAAGAGACAGAGAAAUUUCUCCGUCAUCACACACUACCACAGCCUCUGAUCAGCAUUGCGAAGAUCUAUUCGUGGAACAAGAGGGAUACACGGACAGAUUCCUACUCGAUGCACCACAUUCAGACAGCGAGUCAGGCUACGAUUCACUUAGCGAUGACGAGUACUCCGAUGAUGGCUCUGAGCCGGAGAUGAGAGAAGAAGGUCAUCAGGUCACACUGAAGCCAACGGUGAACCCCAAAUCCCAGCAGAGGAAGAGGGCUCCAAGACGAAAGAAUGCCAGAGAUUACGUCGAGAGGGUGGUGAACGAUAAGAUUCUGAGAAGCCUGAGAAAUCAGAUACGAAAGGAACUCGCCAAGAAGAGGCCGAUCAGUUAUGAAGCUUUAGACAUUGUCCCCCCGAAGGCCAAAAAACCAAGACGAACGCGGGAGAUGGACUCGAAAGUAAUGUCGACAACCAGCCACCCCCCUGAAGGGUCCCAUUAUGCUAGCGAGACUCCUUCAAUUCGUCUACCUCUUAGUGAGAUGACAAAGGUUUCGAAUGCAGCGAGGCAGAAGGACAUUUCUCUUAGGAGGAAUACUGGAAGCGACAACCGCCGGAGUGGCACCCAGAGCCGAGACAUCGCGGAGGCUAUCAAGGUCUUCGGGCAUGGGAAGAUUGAGUGCUACACAGAUUUGGUGAACAAUAGCCGCCGCUACGGCCUCAAGGGCAUGGCCAAGAGCACAAAGCUUAUUGAGUGGCAAUUGACGCCAGCUGCUUGGAUGGUAAAAAGAGAGAAUGGUCUCGCACCGCCGUACGGCGGUGUUCUGGCCGACCAGAUGGGCAUGGGAAAGACGAUGGUGUCCUUGGCCUGCAUCGUUGGCAACCCUCCUCAGGAUGCCUCGCCAGACGGCUUCUCUGGGGCGACGCUGAUAAUUGCGCCCAAAGAGGUAGUUGCCAGGCAGUGGCAGCAAGAGAUUUCCGCUCAUGUGGAAUGCAUCGGCCCCAAGGAGGUUUACUUUUACAAGCGCAACAAUCAUGCGACUUCUGGCGGCGAUAUUUCGCGUUACAAGAUCGUCAUCACAACCUACCAGGAGUUGGUGCUCAGCCUCCCUUCUGAUCAAGUCAUGGCAGAUCUCAAAAAAGACUAUGAAGAAGAUGAAGAUUUUGGCAAGGCUUUCAGAGAAGUAGCUGGCGAAGUAUUCCAGGUCAGGUGGUACAGGGUCAUCUUAGACGAGGCCCAUGAAAUCAAAAACACGAACACAAAGGAAACAUUUUCCAUCGUCAAGACGCUCAGAGUUGAGAACAUGAAGACGAAGGAAAACUUCAAAGGCGCAUUUCCGGAAUCGUCAAUUCAACUUGACGCCCUGAUGUACGUCUGCACCUAUAGACGGACUGAAGAAGACGAGUUCCUCGGCGAGCCGAUCCUUAAGAACAUGAUGCCCUUCGAAACUGAAGUCAGAUGGGUUCAAUUAUCCAAGCAAGAGAGGUUGACCUACGAUCUGAUGACGGAAGCGUACGGCAAGUCUGAGGAUAAGAAAAUCAGAAAGAAACUCAAAAGCAUUCGUACGACUCGCCAGAGACAGUUCAUCUCACACCCCUAUGGCAUCGAGAAAGGCCUCAGGACGGAGCUCGCACCUGACCUGCUAGAACAUAUGUUCAACAGUCUGGGAGUCGUGAACGAUGGCAUGGCCGGGGAUGACGUUCCAACAGGACAAGAACUUUCCUUGCAAUCUCUAGUUCGUUACACACAUAAUGAGGCUAUGAUGAGCGUCAACACGUGUGGCAUUUGUGGAACAAAGAGCAUUCAAGAACCACACAUCAUCGACACGUGCGACCAUGUUUUCUGUCGCGACUGUCUUCGAGCCACAUGGCAGUUUAAAGCAAAGGAAGGCGUCUGCCAACAGAAGGGCUGCAAAACCGCCUACGAAAAAGAGAUUGAUGUCAGAAGAGUCAUGACUCUCGCCACUAAGGAGGCUGAAUGCGACAGACUGGAUGAGACCGAGGCCGCAGCACAUGCAUCGUCGUCAGUCCAGACUCCGUCUUCUGGUAGAGGAUUGAAGAGGAAGAAGACUGUGGGCAAGCCUUCACAGGCGGCAAGAGAAAAGCAGAAGAGGGCAUUCAUCAACAAGAAGUACGGGGCUGAUUUCAAUGGCGCGCUCCCAAAACUUUCAGACGAAGGCUUGUCCUUCAUCAAGCAGGGAAUGCGAGAAAACGACGGUGCGAUGCCCCUCGGCACCAAGCUCAAUGUGGCAAUCAACCUGAUCGUUCAGUACCAGCAAGAGCGAAUCAAAGUCUGGGACAAGAAUGAUAUCACCCAGAGAAAAUACGAAAUCCAGAGCCCAAAGACUAUCGUCUUCCACGAGUUCACCAAGACUGCCGUAGCUUUGGGUAUAGCUUUGAACGCCCUAGGUAUUACGUUUGUCUACCUCAAUGGGGGCUUGACAGAGACCCAGAAAAAGAAAGCCAUCGAGGCAUUUCAGGAGAACAAAGAUAUCAAAGUCUUGAUCGCAUCCUUCAGAAUCGGCGGUCAGGCAUUGAAUCUUACUUGCGCAAGCAAGAUAAUCCGCAUCGACUCGUGGUGGAACGAGUCGGCUGAAAAGCAGGCCGACGGCCGAGUCCACCGAGUCGGUCAGAUGCAAGUUGCGUCGUCGGUCGACAUAAAGGUCAAGGAUACCAUCGAUGAUCGUAUCCGCGAAAUACAAGCCGGAAAGUCCGAAAAGAUUGACCAUUGCCUCCAAGACGACGGUCACAGCAUCCCGCUCUUUAGCGAGCUUGAACUCAUCAAGUUGACAGCUCCACAACGAUACAAGGAGUUGGUCCAGUUGCAGCUUGACAUCAUCAAAGAAGAAGAUGUUGCAGAGAGAAUCGGGGUCCAAAGCUGA
Molecule: messenger RNA, 2898 nt
Organism: Colletotrichum fioriniae
Lineage: Eukaryota; Fungi; Ascomycota; Sordariomycetes; Glomerellales; Glomerellaceae
Source: RefSeq, a predicted model, not a curated record